This is a messenger RNA of Cornus florida, 1279 nucleotides long. Its product is annotated as protein SULFUR DEFICIENCY-INDUCED 1-like. The coding region runs from base 98 to 988 and encodes 296 amino acids. The record is from RefSeq and is a predicted model, not a curated record. Lineage: Eukaryota; Viridiplantae; Streptophyta; Magnoliopsida; Cornales; Cornaceae. Gene Ontology annotation, molecular function: protein binding. The transcript is spliced from 4 exons.
GCAGUGUCCACCUAUAGAUAACGACUCACUGCAGCCUAUUGUUAUUCUGAGAAAGUGCAUAUAGAAGAGAGAGUGCAGAGAGAGAGAGAGAGAGAAAAUGGAAGGAAUUAGCUCGAUGAAGAGUUUUAGGAAAAAGGAAAAAGAUCUAUUCCAUGUAAUUCACAAGGUUCCUUUUGGCGAUGGUCCUUAUGUCCGAGCUAAACAUGCUCAGUUAGUUCAGAAGGAUCCAGAAGUAGCAAUAGUACUAUUUUGGAAGGCUAUAAAUGCGGGAGAUAGAGUGGAUAGUGCCCUAAAAGACAUGGCAGUGGUAAUGAAGCAAUUGGAUAGAAGUGAAGAGGCUAUUGAAGCCAUCAAGUCUUUUAGGGUUCUUUGCUCCAAACAAGCCCAGGAAUCACUUGAUAAUGUUCUCAUCGACUUAUACAAGAAGUGUGGUAAAGUAGAUGAACAAAUAGCAUUAUUAAAGCAGAAGCUUAGGUUGAUCUACCAAGGAGAGGUCUUCAAUGGAAAACCCACAAAAACUGCACACUCUCAUGGCAAGAAAUUUCAAGUUUCCGUCAAACAAGAAACUUCACGAAUAUUGGGGAAUUUGGGCUGGGCCUAUAUACAGAAAAUGAACUACAUGGCUGCGGAGGUGGUGUACCGGAAAGCCCAAAUGAUCGACCCCGAUGCCAACAAGGCGUGUAACUUGGGCCUGUGUCUGAUAAAGCAAGCCCGGUACGAUGAGGGCCGGUCAGUUCUUGAAGAUGUAUUGCAAGGUAGACUUCCAGGUUCUGAUGAUUUGAAAUCGAGAAAUCGAGCAGAUGAUUUGUUACUGGAAGUUGAAUCCCGGCAGCCUCCGGAUGAAGUGUCAAAAUUUAUGGGGCUUAAUCUUGAAGAUGAUUUUGUUGAUGGGCUUGAAAAGUUGAUGAGUGAAUGGGGCCCAUUGAGAUCCAAAAGGCUUCCCAUUUUUGAAGAGCUCUCUCCAUUUAGAGAUCAGUUGGCCUCUUAAGUUUUGUAUAUUUUCUUUGUAAUGUAAAAUGCUUGUAGUAUAAAAAUAUAUUAGGUGUUUUUUUUUUUUUUUUUUUUUUUUUUUUUUUUUUUUUUUUUCCAGAUUGCAAUGGUUCAAAACUUAAUUUAUACCCAGAAGAAUCUCAGUAAAACAAAAUGACACUUUUACUUUCAUAUUUUAUUUUUUCCAAAUCAUAUUUUUAUUUUUCCAAGUGAACAUGCCUUUUACACAUAUUCACACCGUGGACGGAGUCCCUUGAGCUAUCCAUAAUUCGUAUCACUUCUCUUACUC